AUGCAAAAGGUGGGGACCACUGGCCGGAGGGCCUCCGACACAGCCCUCAUUCCACACAGGUCGAGGGGCAUUACCAAAUUUGCUCAGUAUGUGGGCUCCUUUAUUGUAGAAGACUUGGGGCUUCAGGAAAAAGUGUGGAUGGUCCAGCAGCAGCUAUGGGCCUUGAAGGACUGCUCCAGGAGAAGAGCUGUGAUCCUAAAAUUCAGUCUCCAGGGCCUCAGGAUCUACAGUGCUGAGGGGGAGACUCUGUUGAUGGCUCAUGCCCUGAAGCGGAUCCUCUACUCCACCUGGUGCCCCGCUGAAUGCCAGUUUGCCUUCAUUUCCCGGAACCCUCGGAGCCCUGCCAGCAAGCUCUUCUGUCACUUGUUUGUGGGGAGCCAGCCUGGAGAGAGGCUGGAAUGUUGUGUGACCAGGAUCACACAACUAUUAAAUGUCAGAGCCAGGAUUCAAACCCACAUCUCCUGCCUAUGUAGAGGUGGUGGGUAUGCAAAGGUCCAGAUCCUACAUCUGCUGCUUUGCCGUUCCUUUCAGCUGGCUUACCUCUUGCAACACCCCGAGGAUCAGGCCCAACCUGGGCCAGGGCCACCUGCAGAGGAGCCCCCCAAGUCGCUUCCCAGCCCCGGUGCUCCUGUUGGGAUGGUCAGGGAGCCCUUUGGCCGGGAUCAGGUCUCUCAAAAUGUCCAUGCUCUAGUGUCCUUCCGUAGGCUGCCAGCCCCAGCCGAUGGCCCAGCAGGCAGCGCAAAGGAAAUAUCGGAGGCAGAAGGUCGAGGGGUCGCCCGUCACUCCCGCCUGGGGAACCCUUACUGUUCCCCAACCCUUGUGCGAAAGAAGGCAAUUCGAAGCAAGGUGAUCCGCUCAGGGGCUUACCGCUGCUGUACCUAUGAGACCCAGCUGCAGCAAUCUGCCCGGGAAGCCUUUCCCAGUGCCUGGGAGAGCUGGGCCCAGGGGGCCAGUGGCCUGGUUUGCCUGGUGGAGAGCGAGGGAAGCCUGACGGAGAAUAUCUGGGCCUUCGCUGGCCUCUCUAGGGUCCGGGCACUCUCCCUGCUCCGAAGAGAUGUCCUGGGGGCCUUUCUGCUGUGGCCUGAGCCUGGACCCAGUGGCCAGUGGUGCCUGUCAGUGAAGACACAGUGUGGCGUGGUCCCCCAUCAGGUCUUCAGGACCCACUUGGGCAAGUUCAGUGUGGAGCAUCUGCCCACAGAGUUCCCCAGCCUGGAAGCCUUGGUGGAGCACCACUCAGGAGCUGAACGUAGCCUUUUUUGUCCACUGGACAUGGGACGUCUGAACCCCUGCUAUGAGGCACAGGACUGUGGGCCCGGCCGACCUACGUGGCCCCGUAGCCACCCCAAGCAUGAGCCCCGGCAGCAAGAACUGGGUUAA
Messenger RNA from Trichosurus vulpecula (common brushtail), 1377 nucleotides. It is a transcript of the gene SH2D5, whose product is annotated as SH2 domain containing 5. Lineage: Eukaryota; Metazoa; Chordata; Mammalia; Diprotodontia; Phalangeridae. The record is from RefSeq and is a predicted model, not a curated record. Gene Ontology annotation, cellular component: postsynaptic density. The coding region runs from base 1 to 1377 and encodes 458 amino acids. The transcript has 10 exons.